CACCCCUUUCCAUGCUAUGGCCAAUCACAUAGCUCUGGCUUUACGAGGGAACUACUUCUACAACCAAUUGCUGCUUGCUCUGUUGCUACGUCAUCGAAGAAAACAUGGCGGCGCACAUAACCAGAGCUGUGAAACGACUUCUUCCACAGGAGAGCGGUUGGCUCCUGCCCGCAGCCUGGCAGUUGUAUACCGAAGCAUGGCGUUAUCACCAUCAGUCGGCAGGCCCCUCGCUGCGCUACAUACCCCGCAGGGCGGUUCUCUACUGCCCAGGCAAUGAUGAGCGAAAAUUGAGGAAACUAGCCACGCUGGAUGUCGACUGUGCGGUCUUGGACUGUGAGGAUGGUGUGGCCCUCAGUAAAAAGACAGAGGCCAGGGAGACCAUUCCCAGGAUGUUAGCAGAACUGGACCUGGGCCGGACAGAGAAGUGUGUGAGGGUGAACUCAGUGUCCAGUGGCUUAGCUGAGGCUGACCUGCAGGUCAUCCUGCAGGCUGAGGUUCUCCCUCCUGCCAUCAUGUUGCCCAAAGUGGAGGACAUGCAGGAGGUACAGUGGUUUGUUGACAGGUUUCAGCACAACUUGAAAGGACGGGCACUGACAGAACCCAUUCGUCUGGUCACCUUUGUGGAAACCGCUGUGGGCCUGCUUAAUUUUAAGGUGGUUUGUGAGGAAAUCCGUCGACUUGCUCCCAGCGCCGGUCUACACCAUGACGGCGUAGUGUUUGGCUCUGAUGACUUCUGUGCCAGCAUAGGUGCCACACGGACUAAAGAUGCCAGGGAGCUCCUUUAUGCAAGGCAGAAGGUGGUUGUGACCACCAAAGCAUUUGGUCUGCAGGCUAUCGACCUGGUCUACAUUGACUACAAAGAUGUGGAGGGGCUGAGGCGACAGGCCAGAGAGGGAGCUCUCAUGGGCUUUACAGGUAAGCAGGUUAUCCACCCAGGGCAGAUCCAGGCUGUGCAGGAAGAGUUCUCCCCCAGUCAAGAGAGGGUCCAGUGGGCCAAAGAGCUCAUUGCUGCUUUUGACCAACACCAAAAGGAGGGAAAGGGUGCGUUCACCUUCCGCGGCAGCAUGAUUGACAUGCCCUCAGUGAAGCAGGCACAGAACAUCAUAACACUCUCCGUCGAGGUGCCAGAGAAAUAACACGACCGGUGGGAAGAAACGGGAGGAACCGCACAACUAAACCCUGACAAGAGAAGGAAACUGGAACUGUUGCAGGUUUCAUGACAAAAAUAGCACUUCAAAACCUUAUGAACUAUGUUGCCUGACGUAAGUGGAUGGUGGAAAUUGUAUUUUUAAUUUAUUUUUUAAUAAUUGUUGAAAAUGUUUGAUUAAAUUACUUUGUUUGUGGUAGCAGUUGCAGUGAAGAUUUACUUUUGCUGCGGUGGUCCAGUUUUGUUGAGGAUGAUUUUGACAAUAUGAAAUCUGCACAUAGCGAGUAGCAGCAGCAGAUAUCUGCCUCUCAACGGCGUGUUGACGACUACUGCCCUGUGUGGCCACUUUCUUGGCACACUCUGCAGUGUGUGCGCCAUCAUGUCAUUCUCCAGUGUGUGUGCCCAUGCCUCCCAUCUCUCCUAGGUCAUGAUGAAUGCUCUCCCAUCUCCACGGUCCAGGCAGCUGGGCGAAAGGGUAAACAAACACAACAAGCCACUGUUGUGGAUCUAUUCAUUAGGCCCCAGUCUUCCAGUCAGGCCUCAGCCCCCUGCCCAGGGCCUGACUCACAAACAUCAAAGUCUUUCUCGCUUAAAAAAACACAGAUGGAAGUGCGUAAACUCGCGAUUUAGCUUUUUUUGUGUCGGUCUCCUUAGUAAAGACAUGCAUCCUGUGGUCUUGAUGGAGAAGGCGUGUGGCGUCAGACACACCAUGACCUGUACAAAAAAUACACUGCAUACAUGCACAUGCUGCGGCAGUAUUCUUUACCUGAUCUCUCAUUUAACACUAAGAGUUAAACUUGGAUGUUCAGCUAUAUUGUUUCCAGAUUAGAUUCACCGUUUUUUUUUUAAUCGGCAUCUUCAAAAAAAAAAAAAAAAUGAAUUUCCUCACUUUGAUAAAAAUGAACUCCUAAACAAGUUCAGUAAAGUCGUUUGUCGUGCUGUCAGAAAUAAAAGUACAAUGGGGCUCUGUGGAGCGCUUGUGAACGUCUGACUUCCAGAGACAGUGAAGUGGGUGUGAUCUUCGAGUGAAACAGAUUAGUGGCCAUGUUGCUCCAGCAGACCAGGACCGAGGCUUUGUCUCUCUGACUGUGGAUGGGAGGAUAAUUGCGGGGGUGUUGAAUGGUUAAUAGUGCCAUUGGUGACCAUGGUAAUGAAAGGCACCAUACCUCCCCUACCCCACCUCAUCCACUCAUAUCUCUCUCUCUCUCUCUCUCUCUCUCUCUCUCUCUCUCUCUCUCUCUCUCUCUCUCUCUCUCUCUCUCUCUCUCCCCGUCUCUCUAGUACUGUAUGAUCUAUUGUGUCUGGGGCAGGUCUGUGGUCUUUGCCAGGCCAGGCCAGACAAAAAGAUCGAAACCACUCCUGCGCCCAGCCAAAGACCCGAACAGUAAGCUGUCCCUUUGGCAUUUGGCCACAUAUUUCCCUCACCCCUGGCUCACUUUUUCUGACGGGAAUUUACAUUCAGCUUGUUUGUUUGUUUUCACCCAAUCUACCAUUAUACCCUGAGGUUGGUGGACAAAACCAAUAUUAUGUAUGACUUUCUUUAAACAAAUAGAGAAACAUUAUUUGGUUAGAGCCAUUUUGCGAGGCUCUGCAGAUCUUUAAAAAUAGAUGUCAGACCAGCCGCAUCUUCAACUUGAUACUUGGUAUAAUAAAUAAAAGAGGUGUUUCUUCGACUUGUCAGUUACAGAAUUUGUAGACUGAGUAGCCUGUACUGAUUGCUUCAAUCAUAUUGUAUCUUAUUUUGGGGUUAUGUCAUUAACACGGGUUAUGCAGAUGAUUUUGAUCAAACUUUGAAACACUUUUACAUUGAUAUUUUAAAGAUUCAUUCAUUUGUCAUUUGUUAGUAGCUAAAUUGUGUCCUAAUCCCAUCUGAAAUGAAUGCAGAAAAAGUUGCAGAAUGUGAAGUGCAGUUUUCUUGAAACAAAUAAAGAGCUGUUUGACAGCUUGAUUUAAAGUGUGAUGCUAAUUAUUGUCUCCAUCAAUAAAUGUUAAAAU
Messenger RNA from Sander lucioperca (pikeperch), 3142 nucleotides. It is a transcript of the gene clybl, whose product is annotated as citrate lyase beta like. Gene Ontology annotation, biological process: regulation of cobalamin catabolic process. The coding region runs from base 105 to 1136 and encodes 343 amino acids. Lineage: Eukaryota; Metazoa; Chordata; Actinopteri; Perciformes; Percidae. Gene Ontology annotation, molecular function: (S)-citramalyl-CoA lyase activity. The transcript is spliced from 8 exons. The record is from RefSeq and is a predicted model, not a curated record.